Molecule: messenger RNA, 1819 nt
Organism: Oncorhynchus mykiss (rainbow trout)
Lineage: Eukaryota; Metazoa; Chordata; Actinopteri; Salmoniformes; Salmonidae
Product: equilibrative nucleobase transporter 1
Biological process (GO): transmembrane transport
Molecular function (GO): transmembrane transporter activity
Source: RefSeq, a predicted model, not a curated record
GGAGACUGGGUGGAAGGAAGGUUUAUAUAAAGUAUGAAAAAGAGAGUUAAGAGAAGAGAGAGAAGGAGUUGUUCAUAUGAGUGACUGGGGGAAUUGUUCUGAACCUGAAGUGACUACCAGGGAAGCUUAAAAAGAGAGAGGGUGAAAUUGCGGGUGCUGUGUGUGUGUGUGUGUGUGUGUGCGGGACGAGAUCAUGCUCGGGUGUGAGGGAGGGGCAGGGCUGCGGAGGUGGCUGACCCUGGUCACAGGGCUGCUGGAGUGCCUUUGUUUUGCUGGGGCCGUGUUCGGCUGGGCCUCCCUGGUGUUCGUCCUGAAGACAGAAGGCUACUUCAGCUACCUGUGUGUCAACAUCCCCGGGGUCAAUGGAAUGCAAUUCCUAGACUGCAGUGGUCAGGAUGAACAGUUCUCCCUCAUCUUCACCAUCGCUUCCUUCAUGACCAACUUUCUACUGCUGCCCAAUGGCUUCCUGUUCGACCGUUUCGGCAUCAUGGCAGUCAGGCUGCUGGGAAUAUCACUGUACACCACUGGUGCCUUGCUUGUGGCCUUUUCAAGUUCAGCUCUCUCCUCUCUCCUCUUCCCGGCCCUGUCCUUCAUCGCUGUGGGAGGCAUCUUGUUUCUGGUCACCAACAUGCAGAUAGGCAACCUGUUUGGUUCCGCUCGCUCCACCGUCAUCACCCUUUACAAUGGUGCCUUCGACUCCUCCUCCGCCCUCUUCCUCAUCAUCAAGCUGCUAUUUGAGGUUGGGAUCUCUCUACGUGCCUCUUUCCUCUUCCUGGCUGCGUGUGGCAUCAUCCACCUGGCCAGGACCUUCCUCCUUCUACCCAGAACACACAUCCCCUACCCCCUCCCUGAGGGCUACACCUACGGAAUGAAGAGCCGUGGCCAGGCCAAGACCUUCAGCUCAGAACAGGCAGCAGCCAACGGCAACAUGCAGAGGGAUGAUGUCACGGAGGAAAUGCCUUUUAACAAGGAGAGCGCAGAGAAAGUGGCUACUUUCUGGGAGUGUUUCCUGUCCAAGUUCUUCCUCUGGCACCUGGUGUGGCUUUCUGUCAUGCAGCUGAGGCACUACCUGUUCAUCGGCACCCUCAACCCCAUGCUGCAGAGACUGACCCAGGGAGAACCCUCUCUGGUGAGCACGUACACCAAUGCGUUUGCUGUGACCCAGCUGUGUGGGGUGCUGUCUGCCCCCUGGAACGGCCUCAUCAUGGACCGACACAAGGGCAAGCCCAGGACCCCCGGAGUGAGUGAGAAGGAGGCAGACCUGCGUGCGUCGGUGCUCUCCCUGACCCUGACGGCGCUGCAGUGUGUCCUGUUCUCCAUCUGUGCCUCCACCCCCUUCCUCCCCCUCCAGUACCUCACCUUCAUCCUGCAGGUCCUCAACCGAUCCUUCCUCUACGGAGGCCAUGCAGCCUUCAUCAGCAUUGUUUUUCCUCCCUGUCACUUUGGGAAGCUGUAUGGUAUGGCCAUGGCUCUGUCUUCAGUGGUUUCUCUGCUGCAGUACCCCUGCUUUAUCCUGGUCAAAGGAGUGCUGGGAGGAGACCCACUAUACGUGAACAUAGCUCUGACGUUACUCAGCAUGCUGGCCUUCAUCCAUCCUCUCUGUGUCUAUCUGCAUUGUCGUGGCCUGGCUGCCCGGAGGGGUAAACCCAAGGACUCACCUUCCUCUUAGACCAGCUCUAAAAAUACUUUCAAAUGGUCAUUUCAGCCCUCACUACUAUAGGACACCAAUAAGAAGAAGAGACUUGCUUGGGCCAAGAAACAUGAGCAAUGGACAUUAGACCGGUAGAAAUGUGUCCUUUGGUCUGGAGUCCAAAUUGUA